This is a messenger RNA of Carica papaya (papaya), 613 nucleotides long. The record is from RefSeq and is a predicted model, not a curated record. Lineage: Eukaryota; Viridiplantae; Streptophyta; Magnoliopsida; Brassicales; Caricaceae.
AUGGAAGAAAGGCCGUUCCCUGCAUGGGCACGGUCUGUUGAGCAGUGCUUGAAAGAGUUCAAUGUGAAACUUGAUAAGGGUCUAAACACUUAUGAGGUUGAAAGGUGGCGUGAGAAGUAUGGAUGGAACGAGCUCGCCAAAGAAAAGGGAAAGCCCUUGUGGCGGUUGGUCUUGGAACAAUUUGAUGAUAUGCUUGUCAAGAUUCUUCUGGUUGCAGCCUUCAUAUCCUUUAUUUUGGCCUAUAUGCAUGGAAUUCAGCCUGGGGAGUCUGGAUUGGAGGCCUAUGUGGAGCCGUUAGUGAUUGUCUUGAUUUUAAUCCUUAAUGCUGUUGUUGGGGUAUGGCAAGAGAAUAAUGCUGAAAAAGCACUGGACGCACUUAAGGAGAUGCAAUGUGAAUCUGGAAAGGUUUUGAGGGAUGGGUACCUUGUGCUAGAUUUACCUGCAAGAGAGCUUGUCCCUGGGGAUAUAGUAGAGUUGCGGGUUGGGGAUAAAGUGCCGGCUGACAUGAGAAUUGCAAUUUUGAAAACCUUAACUUUGAGAGUUGAGCAGAGCUCAUUGACCGGAGAGGCCAUGCCUGUUAUGAAAGGCACCAGUCCUAUAUUCAUGGAUGACU